ACAGGGAGUAAGCAAAUGAUUGAUAGUGAAGAACAACAAACAAGCACUUCUCAGAUUUUGGAUGAUGCCCAAUUGCCGUUAAACCAUGGCACCCAGCUUGAGGACCUUGCUGGCGGCACCCGACCCUCAGGCUGCCUCAAAGUGUUCAUUCAGAGGGACUACUCACAGGGGACGUCUGUCAAAUUCCAGACCAAGUUUCCGCCUGAGCUGGAAGGCAAGAUGGAGAAUAAUGUCUUUGAGAACACAAUCAACGACAUCAAUGCCAUGUUUGUUGAGGCAGAGAAGAUGUCUUGUGGCCGCUACUGUGAGGGCUGCCUUGGCUGUCUGACUGCUUACCUGGUCUUCUUCUGUAUGGAAACCCACUAUGAACAGAUGAUGAAGAGGGUGACCAAGUAUGUGGCGGAGCAGAAUGAGCGUGUCUGGACCCCCCGCGGCCUCCUCAUCACCAACCCUAUUGAACGUGGACUAAGAGUUAUCGAGAUUAGUAUAUUAACAGAGCCGGCAACCACCAGAUCGCAAUGAGGCGUGAUGCUCCCACCUGCUGUACAGGAUCCCCGCCCCUCACAUCACCCUCACCACCCCAUCACCCCGUCACCCCAUCAUUAGCCUGUCAUAGCUCAUAUGAUCAUCCUUCCCACAUUUAUAACAUUGUAUUGAAUAUUCUAUGUAGAUAUAAGAUAACUGUCACUACAGGAAAUGAAAGAGAGGGAGAGAGAGAGAAUAGAGAAGUGUACAUUUUCACCACAGAGCAUUUAAUGUAUAUUUUACCACUGACACACACAGGCAGCAGGAAUCCCAAAGCCUGACCACAGAGGCUAAUGACUCAGUUUGGUUAUAGCUCCUUCUCCUCUUGCUGCUUUCUGUAGCCUGUUUCACACUUCCAUACAUGUGGAUAGAAGGAAAUGUGCCUGCUGUUUUUUAUACUAUUUAAAUUUGAGGAAGUAUGUCUGCAGCAUUUUUACGAGGAUCAAUAUUGCCUUUCUUACCUAGCUAGUGAAACAGGUGAAGGGCUUUGAACUCUUGUCAGUGUGUGUCUGCCCAGACCUACAAAGCGAGCCACUCGUGAUAUCCCAAUGUGCUCGUAAGGGAGAAAGCAUUACAUUAGGUCUGACUUCUUUCUCGAUGGCUGGUCUUUUAACCACAAAGAUAAAGAUGGUGGACUGGAGAAUGACCAGACACAGUAUUCACAGGCCACUUAUUCACUUUGACUGUGUGUUCAUUUCAUCAUGGACAUCUCAGCCAUUGGGAAAACUACAUAAUAAUUGUUCAUCAGUUCUGCAAUGAUGAUCUUCACUGUGCUCUGAGAGUUUUAGGCAGCCAUCGAGAGAAUCUGGGAUGGGAAUUAUGUAUCUUCUUACCUACUGGAGUGUAUGGUGCCAUGUCAUGGUUCAGCAAGGGCCUUGUAUCCCAUCUGUUUGUUCUUAUUAGCUUUUCACCGUUAUCUUUCAGCAGUGAGUUUGUGUCUUGAUAUAUGUGUGGUUGUGUGUAUGUGUGUUUGUGUAUGUGCGUGUGUAUGUGUGUUGGUAGCCUGUGUUGAGAAGCCUCAGUGUCAUCAGUGUUGUAAGUUCUCCCAAUCAAGUGGUUUUCUCCAUUGUUUACCAUGAACUGACCCCAGAUAUUCCUGCUGUGAUGCUGCUGCUGCUGCUGCCGCUGCCUUGCUGUGGCUUGUUUGUGAGGGACAGAGGAAUAGUUAAUUUUUUAUUAGGUUUAUGAAGCAAAAUGGGUUCCUGUCUCAGCUUUAUUACGGUAUAUCUCUUUCAUUUUCUAAAAUUUAAAUCCCAAGAUCUCUGUUCUUGAUUUCCAGUAACCUUGUCUUUAUACAUCCUGCUCUGCAUUCUGUGUACAUAGGCAUAGAUCUAGAAAAGAUAGUUUUAAUUUUUAUAUAAUUUAUUAAUGUGGAUUAAAAUUGCAUCCUAAAUAUAAUUUAGCAUAAUAAGUGAUAUUGAUAUUUAUGUGUUAACUUGACCUCCUGUGUGUGUGUGUGUGUGUGUGUGUGUGUGUGUGUGUGUGUGUGUGUGUGUGUGUGUGUGUGUGUGUGUGUGUGUGUGUGUGUUUGCUUGGUCACAAUCAGAGCAGCACAAGAGAUCAGCAAACCCAGAGGCCUCACAGUGAGAGGAGUCUGGGUGGCAUGUGCAUACUCAUCAUUAGAGGUGUGAGAGCAGCCCAAGUGUGCAUCUGAGAUCCACUCACUGGGAACUGUUAUUGUGCUUCCUCUCAGGUAAUGGUAUUGUGUGGCCACUCAUUAGAUUCAGAACAAAGAAAUGGUCAGGAUCUUCUUACAAUAACAUUUAAAAAUUGGUUAUCUAUCAUGUCAUAAUUGAUCAGAAUUACCUAAUAAUAUUGUAUGCUUUUAUUUCCAUAAACACUUAUGGAUGAUAAUGUUUUAAUUUAGUUGUGUUUGUGUAGGAAAGUUUUGCUUUAAUUUUUAUGGAGCUCUUAAGUGAUGGCAAUAUGUGUGCAGAUUGCAGUAUGUUGCCAUUCAGUUAUUUUGAUGUCAUGUUUUAUAUGAGAACACAGAAUAGUAUGUAUCCUUUAUUUGUGUUGAGGAUGGAUGAUGUUUUGUACUUGCAGUGUGAAGGAAUCUGCUAAGCAUUCCAGGUAGGCAGGCAGCAGUGUGGUCCAUCAGGUGUGGGCCACUCUCUGCCUUGCCCACUGCUGUUUGCAUUGAAUGUGAUGUGUUCCCUUUAAUCUGGUAAUAUGAAUUGAUAAUCAGUGAACUUAUUGUUGUACUAGAAUACUUGAUGAUUAUUCUUUGCAAUAUGGUAAUAUGGAAUGAUAAUCAGAAGGUAAUGAUUCUCACAUUAGAACACUUGCAAUCAUUUUGGGGCCACCUGUUGGCACCAGACAUAAGUUAUGAAACAAAAUCUUCCCACAGAAUUACACCUUGGAGCCAGAUUCAUCAGCAUUGGCCAGACUAUGACCACUCUAGGCUGAGUGCUGAUUUAGGGAGGGUAGGGAUGGCAUGAUUGUGGUAUGACUGGAGGAGCAACAGUAGCAUGCACACUUGACUCACCUUGGGACCACACUGUCUGUCUUGGUGUGUUUAUCCUGUUGUUGUCGUGGAGAUUGGCUGAGAACUCAUAGGCUCCUCUCACUUGUAGCCAGAGCCCUUAUGAUUAUUAUUAAUAUUUUUCUCAUUGUCAUCACUCCUGAGGGGUUAGCCUUAGCUUAUGGAAAGAACAUUUUUGUACUUUCGAUAUUGAAGCAACACUAUAGGGGAGUGAUUGGGUGGUAGUUAGCAGUGUCAACCUAGACCAUGACAAAACUGAGUGAACAGCAUCCCUUGUUACAUUGAAAGUUUGCUGUUAUGGUCCUGAGUUACAUAUUUAAUGUCUCAUUAGAUGCAGUAAUUACAAAUUUGUGCAUGGACUGAGGGCAGUGUUUCCUUCUUUCUAAGUGUGUGCAAGAUUUGAACUUUGAUGAUUUCUUGUUUCAGUAUUCUUUUGACAUUACUGCUGUAAUACUUAUUGGUGAGAAAAGUGUGUAUAUUGUUGCUGAUUGUUGAUCUAUAUAGCCUUGUGGAUGUUUAUUUCUUACAGCUUCAUGUUUCUCAUUGAGUUCUGUCCCUUAGCUGACUCCUGACAUUUACCUCCCAUCAUGCAAUCUGAAAUAAAUGAAAAUUCUAUAA
Molecule: messenger RNA, 3628 nt
Organism: Scylla paramamosain (green mud crab)
Lineage: Eukaryota; Metazoa; Arthropoda; Malacostraca; Decapoda; Portunidae
Product: golgin subfamily A member 7-like
Exons: 5
Coding region: 16-522 (168 amino acids)
Biological process (GO): peptidyl-L-cysteine S-palmitoylation; protein targeting to membrane
Cellular component (GO): palmitoyltransferase complex
Source: RefSeq, a predicted model, not a curated record